Molecule: messenger RNA, 948 nt
Organism: Paramuricea clavata
Lineage: Eukaryota; Metazoa; Cnidaria; Anthozoa; Malacalcyonacea; Plexauridae
Source: the annotation of a GenBank genome assembly
AUGACAUCACAAGCCUUCCUGGGGAGUUUUAGGAGAUUUACGUCACGAUGUUCGACGCCUUUGCUUGUCGUUUCGGACAACGCGAAAACCUUUAAGGCUGCGUCCAAAGAGUUAAUGACACUCAUGCGUGAUCCUCAAGUGAAGAAAUAUUUCUUGCAGCAACGAAUGCAGUGGUCGUUUAAUCUGGAGAAAGCCCCGUGGUGGGGAGGUUUCUUUGAGCAGCUUGUGGGAUCAUUGAAACGAUGUUUGAAGAAAACCAUCGGAAAGGCAAGAUUGUCUUAUGACGAGCUAGUUACAGCUGUCACGGAAGCAGAAUUGAUCCUGAACAGUCGACCCUUAUCCUAUGUAUCCUCCGAGGACGUCGAGGAACCCCUCACCCCAGCCCAUCUUCUGAGCAGAAGACGGAUCCUGAGUUUACCUGAUCGCCAUCAAGAGAACUCUGAAGAUGAAGAUUUUCAAGUCGACCUAUCGACGAAUGACCUCAACAAACGAGUUCGCUAUCUAAAUGACAUUAUUGAACACUUUUGGCGUAGAUGGCGGAACGAGUAUUUGGUAGAGCUGAGAAAUGCACAUAAGAGUCCUAAGAAAACAGUAGAGAAAUCUUCUGUGGAAGUUGGAGAUAUAGUACUAGUUCACGACGAGAACCAUCUGCGUAGUUUCUGGAGAAUUGGAAGAAUAAAGGAACUUGUCAAUAGCACGGUUGAUGGGAAAUCGAGAGGUGCAGUUGUACAAGUCAUGAGCAAGAAAGGGAAAGUUACUACAUUAAGGCGUCCAUUACAGCUGUUAUAUCCUGUGGAGAUUAACUGUAACCUUGCGAAAGAAGAAGUACAAUUGGAACAAGAGAAUGGUGCUCAGGAGUCAACUGAAUCCGAAAGACCAAGAAGAAGAGUGGCGAUCAAAGGUGAACUGUUGAUAAGACAUUGGAUUAAGGACAUGAACCAGGUUUAG